This is a messenger RNA of Stomoxys calcitrans (stable fly), 1900 nucleotides long. RefSeq names its product putative serine protease F56F10.1. The record is from RefSeq and is a predicted model, not a curated record. The coding region runs from base 204 to 1754 and encodes 516 amino acids. Lineage: Eukaryota; Metazoa; Arthropoda; Insecta; Diptera; Muscidae. Gene Ontology annotation, biological process: proteolysis. Gene Ontology annotation, molecular function: dipeptidyl-peptidase activity; serine-type exopeptidase activity. The transcript has 8 exons.
CUAAAUGCGAAAACAGAGGUUUAUUCGUAAAACAGCGUUUAAAGUGGCUGGUGGUGACCGGUUGGGCUUCGAAAGAAGACAGCCGCAGCAGACAUACAUAUUAAAGACGUAACCCAUUGUAAUCCACAGUCAUCAGAGUUUGACCUAAACAAACAAUAACAACAUUUGCGGCUGAAAGCUGAAUAAAAAACAAAACAACCAUCAUGGGUGUCUUCUAUGGCCCUCAUUAUCGCUUGUGUCUGUUAUUGGUCUUCUCAUUGCUUUACUUGAUUGGCGAUAAGAAUGCUGGCGUAGAUGCUAUUAGCAAACGCUAUCAUCUUGGUCGCCAUUGGCAUGGUUUUUUGGGUGAGCCCAGUAAGAUUCCAUCAUUGCAACGGGAGCGCGAUACUCCAGAUUUGUGGUUUGAACAGACUUUGGAUCAUUUCACCGAAACCAAUAAGGCCACCUGGAAGCAACGUUAUUUUGUCAAUGAUGAUUACUAUCGGCAUGAUAACACAGCUCCCAUAUUCCUGAUGAUUGGUGGUGAAGCCGAGGCCUCAAAAAAAUGGAUGCAUGAGGGAGCAUGGAUACAUUAUGCUGAGCAUUUUGGAGCACUUUGCUUUCAAUUGGAACAUCGUUUCUAUGGAAAAUCACAUCCAACCAGCGACCUCUCCACAUUCAACUUAAAAUAUCUAACCUCUAAACAAGCAUUAGCGGAUUUGGGAGCUUUCGUAUUGGCCAUGAAGGAAAAAUAUAAUCUGGCUCCCACCCAAAAAUGGAUAGCUUUUGGUGGCUCAUAUCCCGGUUCAUUGGCCGCAUGGGCUAGAGAGAAAUAUCCUGAUUUAAUAUAUGGCUCCAUAAGCACAAGUGGACCUCUAUUGGCGAAAUUAGAUUUCACAGAAUACUUUGAGGUGGUGAAAACAUCUUUGGCCAGCUAUAAACCGGAAUGCGUUGAUGUGGUCCGCAAAAGUUUUGAACAAAUCGAAAUACUGUUGAAGCAUAUGAUAGGCCAGCGUAAUUUGGAUGAUAAAUUCAAAACCUGCACCCCCAUCAAAGACUCCAUAGAGAAUGAAUUGGACAUAUCGAAUUUCUUUGAAAACAUAGCCAGUGAUUUCGCUGGUGUAGUGCAAUAUAAUAAGGAUAACAGUCCUCAUGCCACAAUUACCAUAGAUGAGAUUUGCGAUGUGAUGCUCAAUACCACCAUUGGACCUCCUGUCACCCGUUUGGGUGCUGUCAAUGAUAUGCUUUUGAAACAAUCCGAGGAAAAGUGUUUAGACUACAAAUAUGAUAAAAUGAUUAAAGAGUAUCAAAAUGUUUCCUGGACUUCGGAGGUGGCCAAGGGUGCACGUCAGUGGACUUGGCAAACAUGUAAUGAGUUUGGAUUUUAUCAAACUUCCGAAAAACCCACAGAUGUUUUUGGUGACCGCUUCAAGUUGGACUUUUUCGUAAAACAGUGCAUGGAUAUCUAUGAUAAUAGCAUGGACAUGAACUUUUUAAAUUCUGUUAUUGAUGGUACAAACUCGUACUAUGGCGGUUUAAAACCCACCACCACUAAUGUCUUGUACGUACAUGGUUCCAUUGAUCCUUGGCAUGCUUUGGGUUUGAUAAAGCCUAUCAAUAAGAAAACGCCUACCAUUUACAUUGAAGGAACUGCUCAUUGCGCCAAUAUGUAUGAACCCAUAAAAACUGAUCCCCCUCAACUGGUUGAGGCCCGACACAAAAUUUUGAAGUUUUUGGCACAAUUGUUGGAAGGUUAUACAUCUACCAUGUCGUGAAAGAUUAAAAAUUAAAUAUAACACAUAAUCAUAAAAGAGUAAAACAGGCAUAAUUUAAGGAAAAGAUACUUUAAAAAUUUUAAUUUUUGUAAAAAUUUGGAAGGGUAAUAAUAAUAAUAAUAUAAAAAAGUUUAAAACACGUUAAA